This is a messenger RNA of Macrosiphum euphorbiae (potato aphid), 1557 nucleotides long. NCBI's taxonomy places the organism in Eukaryota, Metazoa, Arthropoda, Insecta, Hemiptera, Aphididae. The record is from the annotation of a GenBank genome assembly.
AUGUCGGCUGUCGUUCCGUCCACGUCAUCCAAGACAAUGGACGGAGACAGUGAUAGAUCUAUAUCUUAUGAAGAAAAGUUAUUAGCCAAGGAAAAUAUAGAACUGAUAUUAGGAAACGAUGUCAAAGAGGAAUCUUUGGAUAAAAAUGGAAUGUUCCGUAACAUUUUUAAAUGUCUACGCUGUGAACUAACUUUUGAGAAUGAACAGCAAUUACAUAAUUGUGUAGCAUUGCCUCUUAACAUAAAUAAACAAAAGAAAUUAAAGCGAGUGUUCAAAUGUUCACUAUGUGAUAAACAUUAUCUCUUUCCAUCGUUAGCCAUGCUCCAUUUGAAACGUCAUCAGAAAUACUUGGAAAGAAAAAUAGAGAACACAUGUGAUGUUUGCUUUGCCAAAUUUGAAUCUGUUAAAGAACUAAAAGACCACUUUGAGGUGAAACACAAUAUUAUUCAAUUUCAAUGUAAUAUUUGUGAUAAAUUAUUCAAACAAGCCAGAAAUUUACAAUAUCAUAUGAUGAGUCACUCAGGAGACAAACCAUUUCAGUGCGAGUUGUGUGGACACAAGUUUACUAGGGCCGAUCAUUUAGUCAGACAUCGGAGAGAUAAUUGUGAUCAAAUGGAAUUUGAAUGUGACUUAUGUGGAAAAAUUUACAAUACUAAAAGAGGUAUAAGAACGCAUUUGAAAGUGCACUAUGACAGUCCGAAACCUGGUGCCAUAUGGGCAUUAUAUACAGAAUCUGGACAAAAAUAUUAUCAGUGCACAUUAUGUAGUAAAACGUUUACUCAAUUUUCUAGAUUCAAGGAACACGUACGAACUCAUACUGGAGAUAAACCUUUUGAAUGUCAAAUUUGUAAUAAAAGGUUUACUUGCCAUUAUAAACUUAAAAUGCAUGGUGAUGUACAUACAAAUGAUAGACCCUUCAAAUGCAAUUAUUGUGAGCUCAGUUUCAAAAAUCGAAGAUACCUUAAUAAGCACAUGCGCAAACAUGAUGGAAUCAAAAAAUAUCAAUGCAGAAUUUGUAAUAAAGAGUUUCAAUGGUACAAUAGUCUGAAAUAUCAUAUGUCCUCACACUCUGGUGAUAAACCAUAUGUAUGUAUUGAAUGCAACAAGUCUUACUCACAUCUUAGUACAUUAGUAGCUCACCAGCGGACUCAUAGCGGUGAAAAAAAUUACGAAUGUCAAAUUUGCAAUAAAAGAUUUAGUCAUUCGAACACAUUAAAAAAUCACAUUAUCACUCAUAGUGAAGAUAAGCCGUUCAAGUGUCAUCUGUGUCCAGCUCAGGUUUCUACAUGUGCAUCGCUGAAAAUUCACUUGAAUACGCAUGGUGGAGAUUAUCAAUGUAGUGUUUGCGGCAGUACUUUUUUCCAAUUAUCUAAUCUGAGGUAUCAUGAAAGUAAGGUUCAUGGCAAAACAAAUUUUUAUGACUGUGAAGUUUGUGAAGAAAAAUUCACUUCAAAAUCACAAAUGAACGAGCAUUUAAGACAUGAUCAUCACAUUCAGUUCACAAAAACUGUUACUGUAUAUGAUAUUGAUUUAAUAGAAGGUCUCUAUAAAGAUUGA